CCCCGGAAGUAGCGAGAACGGCCGGGCCAUCCUUUGUUGGGGGCCACAGAGCUAAGACCUCAAAGACAAUUCAGAGGCGUCUUGGGACCUAGGCCCUUCCGGCCACUUGAACGCGCCCUCUCGCUGGUUUUAACCUCCCCAAGAUUGCCGCGACCACGCCCCUUCUGGCGCGACCGUCGCCUUGAGGGCCUGAGCGCGAAGGGCGGCGCUUGAGUCACCCUGACGCCAAUGAUUGACAGCUAGGCCGGCCUUUGCGCGAGGGGGAGGAGGGAGCGGCUCGCGCUGGCCGGUGCCGCUCUGCAGCCUCGUUAGGGCUGGAUGGAUCUUUUCGGGGAUCUUCCGGAGCCAACCCCUCCGGCAGUGGCAGCAGUAGAGAAAGAGGGACAAAAAGGAUCUCUGCUUUUUGAUGAUCUUCCUUCAAUCAGCAACAGUGAUUUGGGAGCAGGAGGCUCUUUGCUAUUUGAUGACCUUCCACCUGCCAGCAGUGGCAACUCAGCGUCUCAUCCCACUGAGCAAGUUUCUCUUCCUGUGAGCUAUGGAAAGGGAGAGAAGAGGAAGUCUACGGAAGGAGAGAAGAAUGGGAGUGAAGAACUUGUGGAAAAGAAAGUUUGUAAAGAUUCUGCAGGUAUUCUUGGUUUGAAGGGUUAUGUAGCAGAGAGGAAAGGUGAGCGAGAAGAGAUGCAAGAUGCCCAUGUUAUUUUGAAUGAUAUCACAGAAGAGUGCAGUCCUUUGUCCUCUCAAAUAACUCGUGUCUCAUAUUUUGCUGUUUUUGAUGGCCAUGGAGGAGUUAAAGCUUCAACAUACGCUGCACAGAAUCUGCAUCAAAACCUAAUCCGAAAAUUUCCUAAAGGAGAGGUACCCAGUGUGGAGAAAGCAAUAAGGAGAUGCAUUUUGGAUACUUUCAAACACACAGAUGAAGAAUUUCUCAAACAGGCUUCCAGCCAGAAACCUGCUUGGAAAGACGGUUCCACGGCAACCUGUGUGCUGGUGAUUGAUAAUACUCUGUACAUUGCCAACCUUGGUGACAGUAGAGCAAUUCUUUGCCGUUACAAUGAAGAGACUCAGAAACACACAGCUUUGAGUCUUAGUAAAGAACAUAACCCAACUCAUUAUGAUGAGCGGAUGAGGAUCCAAAAGGCUGGAGGCAAUGUCAGGGAAGGACGUGUUCUGGGUGUCCUGGAGGUCUCCCGCUCCAUUGGAGAUGGACAAUACAAGCGAUUUGGGGUUAUCUCUGUGCCAGAUGUCAAACGCUGUCAACUUACACACAAUGACAGAUUUAUCCUAUUGGCCUGUGAUGGUCUCUUUAAAGUCUUUUCACCAGAAGAAGCUGUGAACUUCAUCAUGUGUUGUUUAGAGGAUAAAACUAUUCCCACAAGAGAUGCCAAAUCUUCCACUGAUACAAAGUAUGAAGCAGCCUGCAACAGGCUGGCCAACAAAGCAGUGCAGCGAGGAUCAGCAGAUAAUGUCACUGUGAUGGUGGUCCGGAUUGAACAAUGAUGGGACAAAUACGUGCAAGGAAGAUCCGUAACAGCAUGCAGCAAAUUUAAUAGAACACAAUAGUGUGUUUGUGAAAUGUGCGCGUGUGUAGAAUCUUAUGGAUUUCCCCCCAUAUGCUUAUUUGUAAAUAAAAGGGUUUUUUAUAAGCA
Molecule: messenger RNA, 1646 nt
Organism: Pantherophis guttatus
Lineage: Eukaryota; Metazoa; Chordata; Lepidosauria; Squamata; Colubridae
Gene: ILKAP
Product: ILK associated serine/threonine phosphatase
Biological process (GO): protein dephosphorylation
Molecular function (GO): cation binding; protein serine/threonine phosphatase activity
Source: RefSeq, a predicted model, not a curated record